AAUUUACGACUAACCUUGGCGGGACUUUGGAGAUGGCGGUUCUAUUAGAAACUUCUCUUGGCCAACUUGUGAUUGAUCUGUAUUGUGAUGAAAAGCCGCGAACAUGUACAAACUUUAUCAAACUCUGCAGACUGAAGCACUUCAACUUUUGUCUCUUUCACUGUGUACAGAAAAAUUUGGUUGCUCAGUCUGGGGAUCCUAGCGGAACAGGUCAUGGUGGUUGGUCUUUUUUCAAGUACUUGUAUGGUGACCAGGCAAGUUAUUUUGAUGCUGAGAAAAAACCAAAAAUAUCGCAUACACGAAAAGGGCUGGUUUCCAUGGUGGACAAUGGAUCUGGACAGCAUGGUUCUCAAUUCUUCAUAACUUUGGGAGAUGAUCUUAGUUACCUGGAUGACACGCAUACAGUUUUCGGCUAUAUUGCUGAGGGAAUGGACUUCGUUGAAAGGAUAAAUGAGGUGUACUGUGAUAAAAAUGGUCGGCCGUUCCGAAAUGUCAGGAUACAUCAUACAAUUGUUCUUGAUGACCCAUUUGAUUCACCGAAAAUGAUUCGUUAUCCUGACUCUCCACCCUCAAUAAACGUCUCUACAGUAAGCAAAAUUAUGCAGUUUGACACUAGAUUAGAAGAGGAUGAAGAACUAGAUGAUACGGAAGGACUUUCACCUACACAAGUGGAGGAACUGAAGAUAGAGCAAGAAGUUAGAACUCAUACUCAGCUUCUUACAUUGAUAGGCGAUUUACCAGAUGCUAAUGUUAAACCUCCAAAUAAUGUACUUUUUGUGUGUAAACUAAAUCCCGUAACCACAAGCGAGGAUUUGGAGAUUAUCUUCAGUCGGUUUGGUGAAAUCAAAUCAUGUGAAGUAAUUAGAGAUAAACGUACUGGUGCUUCUCUUCAGUAUGCUUUCAUAGAAUAUGAGAAAGAAGCUGAUUGUGAAGAUGCCUAUUUCAAAAUGGACAAAGUCGUUAUUGAUGAUAGACGUAUCCAUGUGGAUUUCAGUCAGUCGGUUGCUCGUGAAUGGCAGUCUUACGGAAAAGAUAAGCUUGCACGUGUCCAACCUUCUUCUGAGUCAAAAAAAUCACGAGACGUAAGACAAGCUUGUUUACCUAGAUCACCAGAACGAAAUAGUAGAAGAAAUUACCCCCAGCAUUCUCAUAGCCAUGAAAAUAAGAAAAAGAAAUAUAGUCCUAUAAGACGCAGAUCUCCAUCUGUAUUAGGUGAGGAAUAUGAUUUGGUAAUUUCAGAUGAGUCUGAUUCCUCAUCAUUAUCGGUGAAUCCCCGGGGGAAAUCCAAAUGGAAAGAUCAUUUAGGGCCAAGCAAGUCAUUCAGAAAGCACCACAAAAAACACAAAGAGAGAAAAAGCAAACAUAAGAAACACCAUUCACGAUACUAACCAUUGCAACAAAUUUGGGUAUUUGUUAUUGUAUAUUAUACUUUGUGAUGCCCAUAUUUUGUAAACUACGAACUCAUCAUUUUUUGUAAACCUUGACUUUUAUUGUUAUAAUUGUUGAAAUGUAAUUAAUCGCAAGAUCGCCACCUAAUUACUUAGAUCAAACCGUUAUAAACAUUGAGUAAAACAGUUAUAUGAUCAAUCAGUUGCAUGCGUAUUUGUUUGAUAAACCGUGUUUAUUUGUAUUUUCCAUAAUUAUUAUCACGUCUAAAAAGUUUACAGGGGUGAAUUGAACAUACUGUUCUCUAAUUUUUGGACGGUUCCUGGUAGUGAGACACAAGAUGCCCAUUGCCCCUUAUUUGAAACUCGUCAGAUGUGUGCACCUGUGAUUUUACAUUUAAGUUCUUAAUGAGAUAAUGAUCCAUUACUUUAAACGUCGGGUUUCUGAUUCAUAAAAGCCGCCACUUGUUUAGUAAGACUAAUGUGUGUGCAUUACUCUUAGUCAGAGAAUCCGUAUUUCAUCACAAUAUUUUGCGGAAAUAUUAAGUCUAAGCUGGUGCUUUUUCACUAAGCGUAUUCACUGGCCGAUUUGACAUAGGUUACGUAUGUUGAAGGCUCUAAUGUGUAGUUUGUAGCGAGGUUUCAGUAGACCUGGGACAGUUCAACUGGCGUUCAGCCACACUUCGAUUUCCCACGAUCUCCAGUCAACCUGAAUGGCAAGUUAAUGUAAGUCCUCCAACUCUUUACGAAGUUGAGAAAGCUAUAGGAAAUCUGAAGCGGGGGAGAGCAGUAGGCUCUGACAGGUUUACCCCUGAGAUUUUUAAGGAUGGUGGUCCAGUAUUAGCAGUGAGAUUGACUGAGGUCUUAGGUAGAAUCUGGGGACUGAACGUAAUCUCAUCUGACUGGUCUACCAACCGAAGGCCGAGUUUAUUGUGCAUCAGUUUGUUCCGUCCUACUUCAUGGCUGUGAAAUAUGGCCGGUAAGAGCAGAGGAUGUCCGCAGGUUACCAAUAUCCGAUCAUAGGUGUCUUCGGAGCAUUGCUCGUGUAUCCUGGGACCACCGAGUAAGUAAUGCAGUUGUUAGGAAACGGGUACUAAGUGAGGAUGGCAAAUCAAUUGAUGAAGUAGUGGGACUUCAUCAGUUGAGGUAGCUGGAACAUAAGCUACGUAUGCCCAACCACCGACUACCCCGAUGUGCGAUGUUUCAUGGUAUAGAAGUAUGAUGAAAGAAAGCUAGGGGCGGCCAGACCAAAACAUGGCACAAAUGCAUGAGGUCACUGGCAAGUGGACUGAGCCAUGUUGGUAGGUGUAGACCACCUGAUUGGGAUCCUCGAGAUGAUAGCAACCGAUGGUUAGAGACCUUGGAGGAUAUGACUCCAAACCGUUUGCAAUAGUGUAGGUGCAUCCACUCUUUGUGUUCUUCCAAAUUCUAAUCUGAAUUUUUCGUGUCCCUUUUUUUCUCUUUCCAAAUUUAUUUCACUGGAUUAUACUCAUUGAAUAUCAUCUUCAAAUCUUAAUGUUUGUGACUGCUGCUUAUACUUUUACUACUUCUACCACUACGGGAUUUUAAUCGACAACUGCAUCUCUGUGCUAAUGUGGUAUGGCAACCUGAACUGGUAUACGUACGUACGUACGAAGUUAUACGUUUUUACUGACUGACAGGGACAGUUUUGCGCAUUAGAAUUCUGGCUGUGGCGGCGACACUUGAGGAGAAAGAGGAAAAAGUUUAGAGUUGAUAGUCGAGGUACGAGGGGUAAUAGGAAUCAAAGAGGGAAAUUGAUUAUGAGUGCAGUGAUCUUGAGUGCUGUUAGAGGUAUGAGAGUAGUUAUCACUUCCCGAUUGCCCACACCGCGGAAGGGUUCUUCUAGAGGCACCUGUAAAAGGAAUUGGAUUAAAGGUGGCCUUAGUGGUCUGAGUGCGUGACCGCAGUGCCCAAGGGAAAACUUCUUGGUGUCGGUCAAACACGACCUCUUUGUAACUAUUGUCAUAGCUACGUACUUGUUAGGACUAACACGGAAGACGGAUUCCCGUGGGAUAAGGCUUACUUACUCACGCCUGUUACCCCCAAUAGAGCAUAGGCCGCUGACCAGCAUUCUCCAACCCACUCUGUCCUGGGCCUUCCUUUCCAGCUCUAUCCAAUUUUUGUUCAUUUUCCUCAUAUCUGUCUACAUUUCUCGACGUAGUGUGUUCUUUCAUCUUCCUCUUUUCCUUUAGCCUUGAAGAUUCCAUGUGAGGGCUUGUCUUGUGACGCAGUUGGAUGCUUUCCUUAAUGUGUUUCCAUCCACUUCCUCCGCUGGGAUCUGGUUUGUUCUCUCCCAUAGUAGGUUGUUGCUGAUAGUGUCUGGCCAACAGAUCCGAAGUAUUUU
Messenger RNA from Schistosoma haematobium, 3750 nucleotides. Its product is annotated as Peptidyl-prolyl cis-trans isomerase-like 4. The record is from RefSeq and is a predicted model, not a curated record. NCBI's taxonomy places the organism in Eukaryota, Metazoa, Platyhelminthes, Trematoda, Strigeidida, Schistosomatidae. Gene Ontology annotation, cellular component: nucleus. Gene Ontology annotation, biological process: protein peptidyl-prolyl isomerization. Bases 33 to 1388 code for a protein of 451 amino acids. Gene Ontology annotation, molecular function: RNA binding; peptidyl-prolyl cis-trans isomerase activity. The transcript is spliced from 3 exons.